AUGAGAAACAGGGAGUCUCGCCGAGGCUUUUCUGCUGCCGUGCAGCUGAACGAAAGACAGCGUGAAAUCAUCGAACAAAUACCGGCAGAAUGGCGGAUCAACGCGUCGCUGCCCUGGUCGGAGCGAGAUCCAAUGAGUUUGCCGGAGAGAAGUGGCAUCUUAAGCGUGCUGGAGUUGGAGAUAACUGAAUCAAGCACUACAAAUAUUCUGGGCAAAAUUCGUUGCAGGCGAUGGAGCGCGACUCAGGUCACUCUGGCCUUCUGCAAAAGGGCAGCGAUCGCUCAUCAAGCUGUGAAUUGUGUCUCCGAGUUCAUGUUCGACGAAGCUCUGCGCACGGCUCAUGCGCUCGAUGACUACAUGGCAGAGCACAACAAGACCAUCGGACCUCUGCAUGGCUUGCCUAUAUCCAUCAAAGAACACAUAGAGCUCAAAGGUAGCAGGGCCACAGCUGGACUUUGGGCUUGGGCCGACUUCCGCUCGCAGGAAGACUCGGUCGUCGUCCAUAUGUUGCGGCGGCAGGGCGCCAUCUUCCACGUCAAAACGACCAACCCUCAAUUGAUCAUGGCACUGGAAACCGACAGCAACCUUUUUGGCAGAACGCUAAAUCCUCAUAACACCACUUUGACGUGUGGAGGAAGCUCCGGUGGUGAAGCCGCCUUGAUCUGUCUGCGCGGUAGCGUCGUAGGAAUAGGCGCAGACAUAGGUGGAUCGAUCCGUGUGCCGAGCGGCUUCUGUGGUCUAUAUGGACUCAAACCGAGUGUUGCGCGUCUUCCACAUGGCGGUCUGCGUGGUCUCCAUGCCGGCAUGGAAAACAUAAUUGGCUGCGUGGGGCCCAUGGCUACAUGCGUUGCAGAUUUGCAACUGAUAUGUGACAGCAUUCUCGCCUGCCAACCUUGGGAUAUCGAGCCCAGCCUGAUUGAAUUGCCGUGGAAGCUCGAUGUACACAUGCCAGGGCGUUUGAGAGUGGGAAUUUUAUGGCAUGAUGGCGUGGUCGCCCCACACCCUCCAAUCCGGCGAGAAAUGCUACGUGUCCAGCAGGCACUCCAGAGAGCAGGACAUUCUACCUUCGAAUGGGAUCCCGUCGAGAACAAACAGCUCGUAGGCUUGAUCGACGAGCUCUAUUUCCUGGACGGAGGCGAGGAGUACUUCGAGAUUCUGAAGUCGGGGAAGGAGAAUGCUGUGCCCAUCAUGCAGUGGUUGCUCGACUCCAAGGCGUCAAAGACUUAUAAAGUCCAGGAAACGUGGAAGAUCAACACGAUUGUCGAUAAACUGCGAUCGAGCCACCUCUCUCGCUGGAUUUCUAGCGAUGUUGAUGUUUUGCUCACUCCAGUUAACGCCUCGUUGGCAAGCGGACACGAUGAAUCCAGGUAUUGGGGGUAUUCUUCGGUGUACAAUUUACUUGAUUUACCGGCAGUCGCAUUCCCUACCGGCGUCAUCAACAGUGCUGAUACCUGGGCCUCGUACCCGGCAGAGCAGAAACAUGCCAUGAGUUCAAUCGAUGCAUACUAUCGUCAGAUGUACGACGAGUAUGGCCCAGAGAAGUACGUCAAUGCCCCUGUAUCUUUGCAGUUGGUUGGUAGGCGGCUCAGGGAAGAGGAAUUAUUACGAGCUUUGGAGAUAGUCGAUCGUGCCUUGGCCGGCUGUAAAUAUGGACAGUUGGAUCUGGCCCGAGCUUGA
This is a messenger RNA of Cercospora beticola, 1677 nucleotides long. RefSeq lists its product as uncharacterized. The record is from RefSeq and is a predicted model, not a curated record. NCBI's taxonomy places the organism in Eukaryota, Fungi, Ascomycota, Dothideomycetes, Mycosphaerellales, Mycosphaerellaceae.